Molecule: messenger RNA, 2360 nt
Organism: Meriones unguiculatus (Mongolian gerbil)
Lineage: Eukaryota; Metazoa; Chordata; Mammalia; Rodentia; Muridae
Gene: Meox2
Product: mesenchyme homeobox 2
Exons: 3
Coding region: 293-1204 (303 amino acids)
Biological process (GO): positive regulation of transcription by RNA polymerase II
Cellular component (GO): nucleus
Molecular function (GO): RNA polymerase II cis-regulatory region sequence-specific DNA binding; DNA-binding transcription factor activity, RNA polymerase II-specific
Source: RefSeq, a predicted model, not a curated record
GAAAGCAGUUCUCUGGGACCACCUUCUCUUGGCUUCCACCUCUCCCACACUUGACAUCCGAGCAGCUGCGAGGGAAGCUCCUCCAGGUCCCGGUGUUUAUAUGUGCUGGAGACUGGCCGCUAAGGCUCGGGACCAGGAUUAGCCGGCGCUGCUCAAACGCGCGGCUCCUGCUUUGGGAGUGUGUGAGGUAAAGAGUCCUAGGAUUUCCAGUGAAAAAAAGUGACAGGCAGAGCUUGGUGGCCUCUGGGACCUUCGCGAAGUCUUCUGCCUGGAAGCCCGAGACUUGCAUGCCAUGGAACACCCCCUCUUUGGCUGCCUGCGCAGCCCCCACGCCACAGCGCAAGGCUUGCACCCCUUCUCGCAGUCCUCGCUGGCCCUCCACGGAAGAUCUGACCACAUGUCCUACCCCGAACUCUCCACGUCUUCCUCCUCUUGUAUAAUCGCAGGAUACCCCAACGAGGAGGGCAUGUUUGGGAGCCAGCACCACAGGGGCCACCACCACCACCACCACCACCACCAUCACCACCACCAGCAGCAGCAGCACCAGGCUCUGCAGAGCAACUGGCACCUCCCGCAGAUGUCCUCCCCGCCGAGCGCGGCGCGCCACAGCCUGUGCCUGCAGCCCGACUCGGGAGGGCCCCCGGAGCUGGGGAGCAGCCCUCCCGUCCUGUGCUCUAACUCGUCCAGCCUGGGCUCCAGCACCCCGACCGGGGCCGCGUGCGCGCCGGGGGACUAUGGCCGGCAAGCGCUGUCACCCGCGGAGGUGGAGAAGAGAAGCGGCAGCAAAAGGAAAAGCGACAGCUCAGAUUCCCAGGAAGGAAAUUACAAGUCAGAAGUGAACAGCAAACCUAGGAAGGAAAGGACAGCUUUCACCAAAGAGCAAAUCAGAGAACUGGAGGCAGAAUUUGCCCAUCAUAAUUAUCUGACCAGACUGAGAAGAUAUGAAAUAGCAGUGAAUCUAGAUCUCACCGAAAGACAGGUGAAAGUGUGGUUCCAGAACAGGAGGAUGAAGUGGAAGCGGGUCAAAGGAGGACAGCAAGGAGCGGCAGCGCGAGAAAAGGAACUGGUCAAUGUGAAAAAGGGAACGCUUCUCCCUUCAGAGCUGUCGGGGAUAGGUGCAGCCACCCUCCAGCAGACAGGGGACUCGCUAGCCAAUGAUGACAGCCGCGACAGCGACCACAGCUCAGAGCAUGCACACUUAUGAUGCACACAGAGCCCAGCUCCAUUCUCAGGAAAGCACCAUUGUGAUGGCAAGCCUUACCCAAACAUCGUUUACAUGGCAGGUGACUGUGGCAGUGCUGUUUGAUAUAACUAAACGCAGGCAUCUCAAGUCUGUUUCUCAUGAUUGGUAGAAGGUUUACACUAAGUGCCUCUUAUUGAAGAUGUUUCCACGGCGAAUGGAAAAGGCGAGCUUAUUCCAAAUACGUUUGAUCCUGUAUAUGUCAGAGAGGGAAAUGAAUGUUUGCUUUGGCUUGCACUGAAAAUUAAAUUGCUACCAAGAGCAAACUUGAUAAGACGUUUUUAUUCAGGAUGUCUUCAGAGUGAAGAUGCUAAAAAUAAAAAUGCUUUGAACAUUCCAGUUGUGCCAGGUCAUGUCUGUGACAUUGGGCAGGUGUUUGCUUUUGCUUGCACUGAAAAUUAAACUGCUAUCAAGUUAUCCCAUGAAACAGUUUAUCCCAAAUUGCCACAGUGCCUGAAAUCACCAAGUGGAUAGAAAAUGUAUUGAAACGCUGUAUAUAUUACCCCUAAGUCAUUUCCUGUCUUCACUAAUUUUAGCAAAUACGUUCAUAUUAGCUGAUAAGCAUAGGCUCUCCCAUUGAUGACCACAGCCAGCUUCUUGUGUUUUUAUACAUUCUCGUCAGUCAGAGACAAUCAGUAUGUGCUUACCUGUGUUCAAGUAGAGAAAUGCAGUAGAGUCUGAUAGGACGUAUUCUUGUACCACAGACAAAACAAACCUUCUGUUGCAUUUACUAUCAACUGCUGCUGAGACGUUCUCUAACAUACCUAAGCCCCUCAAGCCUCUCUCUCUUAUAGCUUGAAGAACAUUAAGAUCAUAGGCAAAUCAGUUACUUUGCAGAAAGUGUCUUGUGUAGCAGAUGUCUGAUUUUAUAUCUUUAAAUUGUUAAUGUUUGUGGAUGUGAUUUAAUUAACAGGGGAAAAGAUUUCUUCCUCAUUGUUUGUGAUAUGAAACCAAGUGCCAAACAAACCAAGUGCCAAUUCUUCAAGAGGAUAGACGAGAAAUUCCGAAUAUCUGAAAAUUAAGCUCGGCAAAAAUAUUAUUUUUCAUAUGCUAUAUAUUCAUGCAGAACAAGUAUUUGUAUUUUGUAAAAGAAAAGUUAAAUAAAUGAUCCUUCAAAUAA